This is a messenger RNA of Triplophysa dalaica, 8194 nucleotides long. RefSeq names its product TRAF2 and NCK interacting kinase b (gene tnikb). The record is from RefSeq and is a predicted model, not a curated record. Gene Ontology annotation, molecular function: ATP binding; protein kinase activity. The transcript has 33 exons. Gene Ontology annotation, biological process: protein phosphorylation. Bases 357 to 4697 code for a protein of 1446 amino acids. NCBI's taxonomy places the organism in Eukaryota, Metazoa, Chordata, Actinopteri, Cypriniformes, Nemacheilidae.
CUCCCUAGAAGCCCCGCUGAUUGACACGCCUUCCCUACCGAGCCGCCCUGAUUCACGCGUCCACUCGCGCGCUGGCGCUUCGGACUCUCGCAGCAGCAAACCGUCGGUACCAGCGCGAGAUGUCUCCUUCAUCCAUAUAGCGCUUAAAUCGCCGCAAAAGCGGGUGUUGUACAUCCGGAACCGUGGAUAAUACCCGACCGCUCGAGGCUUCGCACAAACAUCAUCCGGGAGCUUCAUCUGGUCCGACCGAAGCGAAUCCGGACCCGUUUCCAUUAUAAUACGGAUCCCUUUGGCUUCUAAAUACAUGCUAAUUCGGACAUUUUAUUGCUGAAUUUUCGGUGCACGCGAAGAUAAUCAUGGCGAGCGACUCUCCCGCGAGGGGUCUGGAUGAGAUCGACCUGUCUGCUUUGCGGGAUCCGGCUGGAAUAUUUGAGCUGGUGGAACUUGUUGGAAAUGGAACUUAUGGACAAGUGUAUAAGGGACGCCACGUUAGGACGGGCCAGCUCGCUGCUAUCAAGGUCAUGGAUGUCACGGGGGAUGAAGAGGAGGAGAUCAAAGCUGAGAUCAACAUGCUGAAAAAAUACUCUCAUCAUCGCAACAUCGCCACCUACUACGGUGCCUUCGUCAAGAAGAAUCCACCCGGCAUGGACGACCAGCUCUGGCUGGUGAUGGAGUUCUGUGGCGCAGGUUCAGUGACAGAUUUGAUCAAGAACACAAAAGGGAACUCUCUGAAGGAGGAGUGGACCGCGUACAUCUGCAGAGAAAUCCUCAGGGGUCUGACCCAUUUGCAUCAGCAUAAGGUCAUCCACCGUGACAUCAAAGGGCAGAACGUUUUGCUCACAGAAAACGCGGAGGUCAAACUAGUUGAUUUUGGGGUGAGUGCACAGUUGGAUCGCACUGUCGGCAGAAGGAACACAUUUAUCGGCACGCCAUAUUGGAUGGCUCCAGAGGUUAUAGCCUGUGAUGAGAACCCUGAUGCCACUUAUGACUUUAAGAGUGAUUUGUGGUCUUUGGGAAUUACAGCCAUUGAAAUGGCAGAAGGAGCCCCUCCGCUGUGCGACAUGCAUCCCAUGCGUGCCCUCUUCCUCAUACCCAGAAACCCAGCGCCCCGACUCAAGUCCAAGAAGUGGUCCAAGAAGUUUCAGGCAUUUAUUGAGAGCUGUUUGUUGAAAAAUCACAAUCAGAGACCCAGUACAGAGCAACUCAUCAAACAUCCCUUCAUCAAAGACCUCCCCAACGAGAGACAGGUCCGAAUUCAGCUCAAAGACCACAUCGACCGAACCAAGAAGAAGAGGGGAGAGAGAGAUGAGACGGAAUACGAGUACAGUGGAAGCGAAGAAGAGGAGGAAGAACGUGAUGUAGGAGAGCCAAGCUCCAUCAUAAACAUCCCUGGUGAAUCGACCCUGAGGCGAGACUUCCUGCGUCUGCAGCUGGCCAAUAAGGAGCGCUCGGAGGCGCUGAGGAGACAACAGCUAGAACAGCAACAGAAUGAGGAGCACAAGCGCCAACUACUGGCAGAGAGGCAGAAACGCAUCGAGGAGCAAAAGGAGCAAAGGAGGAGACUGGAGGAGCAACAACGACGGGAGAGAGAGCUUCGAAAACAGCAGGAGAGAGAGCAGAGGAGGCGCUAUGAAGAGAUGGAGCAGCUGAGGAGAGAGGAGGAGAGAAGGCACGCUGAGAGAGAGCAGGAGUAUAUCCGUCGGCAGUUAGAGGAAGAACAGAGGCAGCUAGAGAUCCUACAACAGCAGCUCCUUCAAGAACAGGCUCUCCUCCUGGAAUACAAGCGGAAGCAGUUGGAGGAGCAGAGGCAGGCUGAGCGGUUGCAGAGACAGUUGCAGCAGGAGCGGGCGAUCCUCAUCUCAAUGCAACCAAAGCAGACAGAGCCACGGCCUGGCGAGAAGAAACCACUGUACCACUACAAAGACUCGGUCAACCCCAGUGACAAACCAGCCUGGGCAAAAGAGGUCAUGAAGGGAGCGGAGAGCAACUCCCCUCGAAUCCCUCCCAAGAAGCAUCAUUCAUUUAACCAACCCGGAGAAAAACGUGUCCAGCUUGAGCAGAAACCCUCUUAUCCGCCCUCCAGGCCUCCCUCUUUCCCAGCAGCCUCUUCUUCCCAAUCCAGAGAGCUAGAGAUGGCUGGGGCUCAGCUCAGGCUAGUCAGCGGGGCUAACGUUCCUAGAAUCCGUUUGUCCUGUGAGCCGGAGCCGUCCGAUUUAGUCCGCUUGGCCGAGCAGCUUUACGAAGAGUCAAGAGUCCGCAAUCCCGGCCGUCCCAACAAAGGGCUCGAAAUAGAGAGAGAUGUUACUGUCGCAAAGGUUGAAGAGCGUUCCAAGAUGAACCGCCAGAGUUCUCCGGCUCUUCAGCACAAAGUGGCAAACCGGAUUUCCGACCCCUCCCUGCCCCCACGCUCCGAGUCCUUCAGCAGUGGAGGUAUACAGCAGGCCCGAACGCCACCCAUGCACCGUUCGGUAGAACCUCAGAUGGCCCACCUGGUUUCGGUGAAAUCUCACGGCUCAUCAAUGACGGGAUCUCAGUCGCUUCACGAUCAGUCAUCUCAGGGCGUCUCAGCCUUCCAGGAGGGUCUGUCUCCUCACCGACCCCCGAUGCCCCGUCAGAACUCCGACCCCACGUCGGAAACCCCAGCUCCACCGCCUCGCAUCACCAGCCGAGAUGACAAGUUUGACAAGAGCUCCUGGCUGAGACACGAAGACGACGUUCCUCCAAAGGUCCCCCAACGGACCACCUCCAUAUCACCUGCACUGGUUAGGAAAAAUUCCCCAGGUAAUGGACCAGGUGGACUGGGGCCAAGAACCGGAGCACAUCUGAUCCGAGCAAGUAACCCAGACCUGCGUAUUCCCAUGGAUUCGGCCCUCCAGAGAACCAGCAGCGGGAGUUCUUCCAGCUCCAGUACGCCCAGCUCGCAGGGCGGCUCGAGCGAAAGGAACCGGGUGGGAGGGUCCGGAAAGUCUGAAGCAUCUCUAGCUGUGUCCCAGGAACCCAAGACUAAAACCCAAGAGGAGAACAGGGAGGUGACCAGACCCAGCCGACCAGCGGACCUCACUGCUCUGGCCAAAGAACUCCGAGAGCUGCGAACCAAUGAAGACACCAACCGCCCGCCCAGGAAGGUGACUGAUUACUCGUCGUCCAGUGAGGAUUCAGAGAGCAGCGAGGAAGAGGAUGGAGAGGGCGGGGCUAAUGAUGGGACUGUGCCAGUCAGCGAUAUUCCACGUAUCAUGCCUUCUGCUGGCCAGAGUGGCAAUGACUCAUUGGGCAACCAGGAAGAUUCUCAUCCCAAUGAUUCAUUCGGCAAAAGCUCUCAAGACACCUCCCUGAUGAUGCGAGAGACGUUUGGGGAAAGAAAGCUCGGUCAUGCCGAGAGCAAUGGUUUCCCCGGUAACUUCAAUCUGCCUGAUCUAGUACAGCAAAGCCAUUUCCCCUCGGGCAUGCCCGGUGAGGGCUCUGGGAGGCACUGUAGUGGGCAGGACCUGGACUCGGUGGCUGAAUUUGGGAUGGGGAGCGGAUCCAAAGCCUCCUUCACUCCUUUUGUGGACCCACGAGUGUAUCAGACCUCCCCAACAGAGGAAGAUGAGGAUGCCUCCGGUCAUUUUGCGGAUGAACUCCUGAGGCACGAGCAAGAACAGGAACAAGCUCGAUUGAACGAGGCACGGAAAAUUUCAGUCGUUAACGUCAAUCCCACCAAUAUCCGGCCUCACAGCGACACCCCCGAAAUCCGCAAGUACAAGAAGCGUUUCAACUCGGAAAUCCUGUGUGCGGCAUUGUGGGGAGUAAAUCUGUUGGUAGGAACGGAGAAUGGACUCAUGUUACUAGAUCGCAGUGGUCAGGGAAAAGUUUACAAUCUCAUCAACCGUCGACGCUUUCAGCAGAUGGAGGUGCUGGAGGGUCUCAAUGUCCUGGUCACCAUAUCAGGUAAAAAGAAUAAACUGAGGGUCUAUUACCUGUCAUGGCUCAGAAACAGGAUACUUCACAAUGACCCCGAGGUAGAGAAAAAACAAGGCUGGAUUACGGUUGGUGACCUCGAGGGGUGUGUCCACUAUAAAGUCGUCAAAUAUGAAAGGAUUAAGUUCUUGGUGAUUGCUUUGAAAAAUUCAGUGGAAAUUUACGCCUGGGCUCCAAAACCCUAUCACAAGUUCAUGGCUUUCAAGUCUUUUACAGAUCUUCCGCACAAGCCCAUGCUGGUUGACCUCACAGUGGAGGAGGGUCAGAGGUUAAAGGUCAUCUACGGCUCCAGCGUUGGUUUUCACGUGAUAGACGUCGAUUCUGGAAACCCGUACGAUAUCUACAUUCCAUCCCACAUUCAGAGCAGUGUUACCCCUCACGCCAUUGUGGUGCUUCCCAAGACCGACGGCAUGGAGAUGCUUCUGUGCUAUGAAGAUGAGGGGGUCUAUGUGAACACAUACGGCAGAAUCACUAAAGACGUGGUGCUACAGUGGGGAGAGAUGCCCACCUCUGUUGCUUACAUCCACUCCAACCAGAUCAUGGGCUGGGGAGAGAAAGCCAUUGAGAUCCGCUCCGUGGAAACGGGACACCUCGACGGAGUUUUCAUGCACAAGCGAGCUCAGCGACUGAAGUUCCUUUCGGAGAGAAAUGAUAAAGUGUUCUUUGCCUCGGUCAGAUCAGGAGGCAGCAGCCAAGUUUUCUUCAUGACCUUGAACAGAAACUCCAUGAUGAAUUGGUAAUUUGUGCACGCCCUCCCCUGCAUUGUAUCUGUGGACCUUUUCUACUUUAUUGAAAAGUGUUGAGAAAUGGAAAGACAGGCAGAAAAUCCAGGUGUGCCGGACAAUCUGGCAGACGGCGAGCAGAACAAAACUUUCCUGGGUCUUUCUCAGAAGAGUCAAAGACGAUCAAACUCAACUCCACAGCCAAAAUCUGGACGCUGCCAUAAACAAAGAGGUUCCAAAAAAAGAACAACCGGUCUGCGUUAUUUUUUACGGCUCUUUCGUUGAUGUAUGUGGGGUUCUGAUGUUUUUGUCAUUACAAAUAUGUAUCUAGAGUCUUCUGGAGGCGAUUAGUAAAAGACUGAAAUUACAGGACCCUCAGAAUAGAGUGAAUAUUUAAGCAAGUGAUUUGUACUGUUAUGACACUUUUGACACAAUAAUUCAACGUCAGUUUAAACCUCCCUUGCGGGAUGCCAUUCGUGCGAUCCAAUAUCUUCACCUGGGCAUAUUUCAUUCUUUGUUUUUAGAAAGAAUCUUUUUCAUGUUUCAGCUCGGAAUGCACACAGACGUUUGUGACACGUCGACGUCAUGCUAAUGUUUGAAUUGAACUGAUGCUUGUUUCACGACGUUAUAUUGGAGCAGACACACUUUUGGGCUGUACACAAAAUGCCUUAAAUAUGAAAUUGCAAUGCUGCUCGAUUUAAUUUUUCUAGGUCCAUUUUGAUGUGUGCGUCUUUAUGUACAGAAGGGAAAAUAUUGCGAUUAGAUGGAAAUUGAUGCCUGUUUGUAAUGGAAAUAUGCAUGAUGCUGUCAUGAUCCUAAACGGUCAUAAUGUGCAUUCCCAGUAAUGUGCUAAAGUUCUGUAGUAUUUAAGAUGCGAAGUUUGUGAUCGUGCACUGUUUCUUGCACUCAGGGAGAUGGUGCUGUAGAUCAGACUUCUGUAUUUUUUUUUUCCAUUGUCUCCCGAACAAACAGAUUGUGAGCAUUUGAAGCAUUUUUUUUAUGGAAACUUGCACUGAUGAGUGAAUGUCCACAUGACGCAAGACAUUUAAAAAGUAAAUCUUAUCUGCAGGAACGACUCUUUGUUAAACAAAAAUCACAGGGCGGAUCUAUAAAUACUACAGAGCUUUGUAAUGAAACAUCAAAAAGUACAUAACAAUUUCAUUGAGUCUCACAAUAGCUGGGUUAGUGUGUGUGAAGAUAUGUGUAGGAUUGGAUGAAUGAUGUAAAGUUUUCCACGAACAAAACAAAAAAACUAGUUGUUACCAGCAGUUUUUGACUAGUUAAGGAACGAGGGAAACACGCCUCCCUGUGUCAUUUAGAUAAGAAUGUUUUCUAUUUACAUUUAUUUUCGCACAACUCUCAGCAAAGUGCAAUAACGGCCGAGGGAAUGAGACGGCGAGUAACCUCCAACUAUUUAUAGAGGGACGUUCACUAACCGUCUGUAAAUAUCCACUUCCUGCGGUGAGAGAGGAUCUCGCUUCUGAAAUUAAUGCAUUAGAAACUGUGAGGGUCGGACAGAAAUGUGUGAUGUUUUUGUGUCACUGUAAGACUCUCCCAAUGUGUCACAAAUGUGGACCUAAUUUUGUGUGAAUCACAUGAAUCGGUGAACAGGACGGUAGUGUUUUGUGAGAGCUUCCCUUUGGGCUACCUCGAUUGUGUUCACCUGUUAGUGUUCAGAUUUCGGCCAUGAGGUAGAGAAAACCUCUUUGUAAGUGAAACGAUAUAAACAAUAUUUAAGAUUGAAGGGACAAAUAUUUCUUCUCUGAGGGUGUGUUAAGUCUUUUGCAAUUCAACAUAUAGACCGGUGAAUUUUUUCAAAAGUAUUUUCAACUAGCUCAAUAAUUGGCUUUGAAUAUGUACUUAUUAAUGGAAAAUGGCAACGUUGUCAUGUGUAGAUUCAGAGGUGAUUUGAGUGUAGAACAUCAGAAAAAUUAUUCCAAAAAAAAACGUAUUGUGCAAUUAACAGCCAAUUCAAGACUAAUCUUAAUAUUAAUAGAGAUCCUUCUAAAUGACAUAGCAUUCUAUAAAAAUACAGGAAACAAGUUCCUUAAUUAUAUACUUUCAUUUGUAUAGUUUUAUACAUUUCAACUGCUGUAUGGAAUGGCAAUAGUGUGUAGAAUUCACAAUGUCACUUGAAACAACUGGAAACUUUUUUUUGUUAUACAAACUGUGAACUGAGUAUGGACGUGUGUGUGGGAUUGAUGUCUCCCUGUAGUUACGGGGUCUUCCCAUCAACUUUAUAAACACAGAUGUAAUCUGUGAUGUUGGUUGAUCUGUUUAUUAUCUCAUGCACCACCUCCAAUGUGGUUGCUUUGUGUAGAUACGUUUUUGAUGUGUGACCUUAUUUUUACAUUAACUUGAAAUUGAUACAGUAAGUACAUCCUUAACCUGAAUCUGUUGUUUUAUUUCUCUUUCUUUUAGUAUUUUGUGUAUUAAACUUUUAAGAUUUAUAGCACAACUGCGUAUUCCGGAUAUUGGUUAUUUUUAUGGUUGCUGCAAUGUGUGCGGGAGUGCGUUUUAUUCUUUAGGCCUGUAAAACCACCAAUAAAGAAAGGAAAACGGCCAUGUUCACAUUAAAAUGAGGAGUGGUGAGCUGUAACUGGACCUACCAUUUUUGAUUUUCAUAUUUCAUAAUGUGUACCAAGAAGUUCAUAUUAAAUGUAAGGUUGUGCUAUUUUUUAAAUACAUUUUUAAGGCUAGGAGAAUGGGUUUUUCCAUGUAACUAUAAAUGUAGCCUGGACUUCCAAGAGAUUUCGAUCUCAUUUAAUCCGAUUUCAAUUACAGUACAUGAUGUAAAUCACAACAAUACCACAAUGCCCUCCAGUCAGCCAACCCACAAAAUAUCUGUAAGGUCUGAACUCUAUAUUUUGUGGAUCUGGAACUUAACCCAGUUUUGCUUGAUAUUUUGAUCCAUUUUAUUUAUUGUACUGUACAGUGCUGAAAUACUAGAUCUCGUUGUAUUAAGAAAAUUUCAAGGAAAUCAUUUAGAAAUUGUUAAGUUGAAUUAGUUAGUCUUAAAGAAUUUUGAAAUCUAUACUGUCAUAACAAAGAUGCGUUACUAUGAGUGCUUCAUUUAAACACAUUUUAUAGUUAGUUUAUUUUUUAAGCAACAUUGUUAUGCCCAAAUUCCCAGCUAUCCCUCAUUAUUAUUGCUAAACAUUUUAAAAUAGCUGUUUGUAAUAUGAUUUUGAUUGUGUUAAUGCACAUUUUUCAUGCUAGAGGGUCCUUCAAGUGCAUAUCAAAUAGCUGGGUCAGUCUAGAAAAGCUAGGCUAUUAGCAAUAAUAAGCAUUUUUUAUGUUGUCAAAUUUCAUGUUGGACCCUUUUUUACUUUGGCUGUAUAAUAAUAUAGCUUGAGUUUAUUUCUAUUCAUAACUAAAUAGUUCAAAGAGAUUCUGAAUGAAGAAUAAAUGAAAAGGAAACAUGGAAUAUAUUUCAAGCCCAGCGUGUUCACUUGUCUCCCCAAACCAUGAUUUUUUUUCUUUGUUUUUUAAAUAAAUUGACACAUCAAACCAGA